GUCAUUUGCCAUGCGCACAGAAAAUAAACAAUAAAAAUGGCGUCCUACUCGAGAAGAAUUUUGCCAUGCUUUUGGAAAACGACGAAGCUGCUUACGUUUGAAGAUGCUGCUAGGCGUGUACCAUGUCGAUAUCACCAAGAAUUACUACCCACACGAAACUAUCUCUUGCCAGAAACUGUGGAAGAACACAGAAAAUCAGAAUUAUCAAAACACCCUGAACUCCCCCCUUCCAUAACCAGUGAAAAUGUGCCUGCUGAUUUUAGGUUUGUUUAUCCUGAAUUUUUACCUGAUCCACAAUAUGAUAGAAGAGAUAGUAUACGAGAAAGAUUAGAAAGAGAAGACAUGUAUAGAAGAAGAGCUGUAAUUGAUAUACCAGAAUUCUAUGUUGGGUCUAUCAUGGCUGUCACUGUAUCAGAUCAAUAUUCACCCAAUAAAGAAAAUAGAUUUGUUGGUAUAUGCAUAGAUAGAGGUGGUGUGGGUCUCCGAGCUUUUUUUAUUCUACGAAAUGUAGUUGAUGGACAAGGAAUAGAAAUUAUGUACGAGAUGUAUAAUCCUACAUUAUUAAGUAUACAAGUUCUAAAAUUAGAAAAACGUGUAGAUGACAAAUUAUAUUACCUCAGAGAUGCACCUCAAGAACAUAGCACAUUUCCUUUUGAUAUGGAUCCAAUUCCUGUACCGAAAGGUAGCACAGUACCAGUCAAUAAAAUGAAGGUUCAGUUAAAUCCCCGCCCCUGGUUGGAGAGAUGGGAGAGGCAGGAUUUACAAGGUGUAGAGGAUCUCAAACUAGAACAAAGAUUUUAUGACAAGGCAGCUAAAGUGGCUAAACCCUGGGAAAAAUAUGACCUUAUGAAAUGGUAUAGAGAAAACACAAAUGAAGAUGAGAGAGACUCAAUCAUGCAAGAAGUACACCAAAGAAAAAGAUUAACGGACAUUGAAAAAUCAAAGAGAAAAACAAAAUUAGUUGAGCGAAAACGAUAGUGUAGGAAGCUACAAGUGUAAAUAAAUAAACUUUAUUGAUAUUGUGUAAAGUAAAGUGACAUCUAUAAGUGCUGUGUUAGAUCAAUAUUGUUAUAUAUAAUAUAGGUAACAGUGUAACUGAUUUUUUGUUGUGUUUGUAAAGCAGGAUGCAUUUAUCAUCAAAGUCUACCAUUGCAUUUAAGAAUAAAAGUGAACCAUUAUGAGAAA
Molecule: messenger RNA, 1185 nt
Organism: Patella vulgata (common limpet)
Lineage: Eukaryota; Metazoa; Mollusca; Gastropoda; Patellidae
Product: 39S ribosomal protein L19, mitochondrial
Exons: 6
Coding region: 37-978 (313 amino acids)
Biological process (GO): translation
Cellular component (GO): ribosome; mitochondrial large ribosomal subunit
Molecular function (GO): structural constituent of ribosome
Source: RefSeq, a predicted model, not a curated record